This is a messenger RNA of Lates calcarifer (barramundi perch), 8439 nucleotides long. Its product is annotated as NACHT and WD repeat domain-containing protein 2. NCBI's taxonomy places the organism in Eukaryota, Metazoa, Chordata, Actinopteri, Centropomidae. Bases 280 to 5478 code for a protein of 1732 amino acids. Gene Ontology annotation, molecular function: protein binding. The record is from RefSeq and is a predicted model, not a curated record. The transcript has 7 exons.
UGUAAAUGUGCCCAAAGUUCAUCGCAAAUUAAAAACCUAAUAGAUGCUUUUGCCAUAAUUAACGGCCCAUGUGUGCGUGGAUGGGUCAGGAGGUAAUAUCUGCGCGCAAACAUGCACGUUUGUCCAUGCGCCUGCUGCGUGUGCGCCCCUUGGCCGCGCUAAUGUGCCCCUUCUGUGCGUGUGUGUGUGUGUGUUUGUAUGUAUAACGUGUGUGUGUGUGUGUGUGUGUGUGUGUGUGUGCACGUGCGUGUCUAACAGCCACGCUGGAAGUCGCCCCCCAUGUGGCCGUCGGGAGUGGGGAGCAGGCAGCCCUGCCCGCGGGAGUCGGCGCUGCGCAGGGCGGCCAUCAGCGGCAACAUCAACGCCCUACCGCCGCACCACGUCCCCACCGGUCGCAGCGUCCGGGUCUUCAUCUGUGCCAACCCCGACGACACAGAGGCAGAGAGGAACGCACUGAAAGAGCACGUCUACCCCAAACUACGAGACUUCUGCAGGGAGAACUAUGGGAUUGAAUUCCAGGUGGUGGACCUGUACUGGGGCGUAGAUCCGGAGGAGUGGGACAGUCCGGAGUUGCAGCGACUGAGAAUGAAGCUCCUGGAGGAAUGUCUGAAGACCUCAGCGGGACCGUGUUUUGUUGGUCUGGUGGGAGAGAAGUACGGCAGCAUCCGAGUGCCGGGGGAAGUGGAAUCAGCGGAGUUUGAGAUGAUCUUGGAUGCAGCUGUGGAGGCGGGGCUGGACACACACAUCUUGGAAGAGUGGUACUGCAGGGAUGAAAACUCUGUGCCACCCGCAUACUACCUCAAACCUAAAGCCCAAAUGCUUAAGAACUACCAGAACUCUAUGGAGUCGAGCAGCGCAGCCAAGACCAAGAACGACAAGGCCUGGAGGAAUGUGUCGGAGGAGAUCAAGAGGAUCUUCCGAACAGCGGUGCUGCAGCUUCAAGAGAAGGGGACCAUGAAGAGCGCUCAGGCCAAGAAAUUCCUUUGCUCUGCCUUGGAGGAUGAAUUAGACUUUGCCCUUGGGAAACAAACUCCUGCCUUUCUCAGGAAAUGUGUCUGCUACAUUCGCAAGAUCUCCAACUUCGACCGCUUCGCCAAACUCCCCGAGAUGGCCCGCUACAUGGACAUCGUGGUGAGCGGCGACCGCAUCAUGCGCAACCAGGAAGCCUACGAGCGCCUUCUGAAGGUAAGGGACGAGUUCAUCCCGACGGUCGUCGCCGCCUCCAACCUCCGCGUCUAUUCUUCUGUCACUCACUGCGACAUGAAGCUGGGCUACUCCCAAGAGGUGGAGAGCCACUACGUGGAGGGUCUGUGCAAGCAGUUCUACGAGGACAUGGUGGAUAUCAUCCAGGCCACGGUCCAGCAGAACUUUGACACGGAGACUGACCCGCUGUACGACGAGAUCCUGCAGCACCUAUCUCUCUGCAAGAACUAUGCGGCGCUCUACGAGUACAAGGCCGAGUCGUUGGAUUACGUGCAGGAGUAUCUCAUGCCGUCCAAGGGGAGCAGGAUGAGCCCUCUGGUGGUGUACGGCGGACCCUGCACAGGAAAGACACUGCUGCUGUCUGAGGUAGCCCAACAGGCCUACACAUGGCUGCAGAAAGAGAUGGGCCCUGAAACCGACCCUGUGGUCAUUGUCCGUUUUAUUGGCUCCAGCCAGCUCUCCACAGACCUGCGCACCCUCCUCCAGAGCAUCUGUGAACAGAUUGCAAUAAACUACCGCUGCCUGAUUCACUUUUUGCCUAACAAGAUCCAGGAGAUGAGGGAGCUCCUGAUCAACCUUCUAGGGGAAUCCUCAUUCCACAGGCCCUUGGUCAUUGUCCUGGAUGCCCUGGAGCAGCUCUCAGAUGCCGAUGAAGCUCGCAAGCUGUGGUGGCUCCCUAUACACCUGCCUCGGACAGUCCGCAUUGUAGUCUCAACGUUGCCCAAUAAACAUGGCAUCCUACAGAAGCUCAGACAUCUCAUCCAUGAUGAGGGCUAUUAUGUGGAAUUAAUUCAGAGGGACCGCAAGGUCUGCAGCCAAACUUUAAAGCAGCAGUUGCUGGGGGUGAAGAGGAAAGUCACCUCAGGCCAACAAAUCUAUGUCAAUGAGGCACUUGCCAAGUGCACAUUACCUAUGUUUGUCAACCUCAUCUACAGAGAGGUCGUUCACUGGAGAUCUCACAAAGACGUGGAUGACAGGUCCCUGUGCUCCACAGUACAUGAAAGCAUCGAGCACCUCUUCUACUCAGUGGAGAACAAGUUGGGCCAACGAUUUGUCUUCAGAGCAUUAGGGUACAUCACCAUGGCCAAGGCUGGACUAACUGAGGUCGAGCUGGAAGAUAUUCUGUCCCUGGAUAACAUAGUUCUUGGUGAUGUUAUUGUGGCAACUUACCUCAAAAACCCUUUGAGGAUUUCUUACGACUUGGUUGCGAGACUCAAGGAGGAACUGGAGGGAUAUCUGGUGGAACGUCAAGUACGUAAUGUCACCCUGAUGGUCUGGGCCAACAGACACCUGCAUCUCAUUGCUCAGAAGCUUUAUCUUAGCAAUGAGGAGGAUGUCCAUCAAAUGCACAGCCUCCUUGCUGAGUACUUCCUGGGGGCAUGGUCAGGAGGCAGAAAGAAGAUCUUUACUUAUGAUAACAACCAUUUCACUUCCCUCAACAUAUCUCAUCACAAAAACCCCCACCAUCAACAGUCCCAUGAAAAACCAUCUUCUGACAAGUACUCAUAUGACAGACAGACUCCUGAGCAGCCUUGGGUGUUCCAGUGCAACCUUUUGGAGCCUGACAUUUUCUUUGUCAAUCACAGAAAGAUGACAGAGCUGGUGUACCACCUUACCAGGAGUGGGCGCACUGAUGACCUCAUGUUUGGCGUCAUCAUGAACUUCAGCUGGCUUUACACAAUGAUUAAGAUUGGCCAGUUUGACAAGGCUUUAACUGACAUUGACCUAGCUUACAGCUACACCCAAGAAAAAGAACUGAAGUUCCUUGCCACCACUUUGCGUAGCAUCAAGGUAAAAGUGCUGAAGAAUCCAGCAUCACUGUCUGCAGAACUGCAGCAAAGGCUUCUGCCAGUUGUCACCUCCCUCCCCAAGCUCAGACACCUACUGCUGGAGUGUGACAAGGAUGGUCCAAAGUACUGCUCCAUUGUGCCUCUCCACUCCUCUAUGGACGUCACCUACAGUCCAGAGAGGCUUCCUCUGUGCUCUAGCUACAUGCAGAUUGUGGAGAUCUUGCCCACUCUGGCUCCAAACAUAGUCCUUGUAGCCCUGGAAGAUGGGUCUGUCAGCACCUGGGAUGUAGAGAGCAGACAACUACUACGACAGAUCGACACAGCCAGAUCUGUUGUGCUGGGAAUCAGGCUAACCACUGAUGAAAAGUAUCUGGUCGUGGCCACAACCAAAAACACGCUGCUUAUCUAUGAUAAUCACAAGUCCUGCCUUCUAUCUGAGGUCGAAAUCAAGGGGUCCAAGCAUGGUGGCAUCACAGGUGGGGUGGCCUUCAUCAAUGGUUUUACUUUGUCCACCCAUCAUGCUUUGGCUUGGCUUGAGGCUAGCAAAGACGUCAACGUCAUUGACUUACUCUACGGCUGGCCACUCUACCAGUUCCAUUGCUGGUACGAGGUAACUUGUGUCCAGUGCUCUCCAGAUGGAAUGUAUGCCUUCUGUGGCCAGUACCUCAACACUGCAUCCAUCUUUCACCUGGGAAAUGGGGACAAGUUGGCCACUGUGACCUCUGAGUUUUCUGGGGGGUUCGUCAAGUCCAUCCUUGUGCUGGACACCCUUAACCAAAUGGUGAUGAUUGACAAUGAAGGCAGUUUGUCAGUAUGGAACACCAAAGAGAUCACCAACCCAAGGCUGAUGGAGGAUUAUGAUUGUAGAGGGGAUGAGAGUGAGGUGGUGGGCAUUGAGUUAUCAGAGGACCAACGCUCCAUUCUCAUUUGCAAGGCCAGAAGUAUUGAAGUGCUGGAUACAAAAGUAUGGAAAAUGGUAGAGAAGUUCAAAGCUAAACGUAGUGAACGCUUUGUUGCUGCUGUUCUCUCCAAGAAUGGACAAAGUAUUGUGGCCUCCAUGGAGAACACUUCUUCCAUAUUUGUCUGGAGAAGGGACAGUGGACAGUGCAUGGCUAGCCUGAUUGAGAUCUCAGGGGCUAUUGUCAAACUCAUUAAAUCAGUCCACCACAAUCUGCUGCUUUCUGUGGCAAGCAGUGGAGUGCUGUCUGUUUGGGACAUUGAUAUCAUCACCGCCAUGUCCAAUAUCGACAAAACAGGCAAGAAGAUCCAGACCUUGCUGCUGUCCGGCAGAGAAGAUUACGUGUUUACCAUGGAUGGUUCAGAAGCUGUCCACAAGUGGAACUUCAGCACUGGCUUCAUUGAGACAGUCUUCAAGCAUGAGGGCAUAGUGGAGAACUGUGUCCUAACCUCCUCAGGGGAUCUCAUGGUGACUUCAGAUGACAAAUCCAGCCAGUACAUUUGGCAAACCACCACUGGAGAAAACAUCUUUCGCAUCAAUGGACAGAGAAUAUCACAGCUGCUCAUCACCCACAAUGACCAGUUUGUGGUGUCGCUCUGUGAGCAGAAUGCCUCUAGGGUCUGGAGGCUCGCGACUGGGCACAAAGUGUGCAACAUCUUAGUCACCCUCCAGAAUGCACUGAUCACCACAGCAAACACUUUCCUUGUGGGAACCUCCAAAAACAAGCUCCUCGCAGUCAGCCUGUGGUCGGGCAGUGUAUCAAAGAAGUUUGUCUGUGAUGAUGGUAUCACCAUCGUCAACUUCAAGCUCAUUCCUGACUGUCCCGACUGUGUGGUGUUCAUCACAUCCACAGAGACUGUCUUCAUCUGGAGUGUGGCAGAUGAGUCAGUUUGCAGGCGAGUCCAGCUGCCAGCCAACUUCCUCAAAAAUCUAGAGGACUUCCAGAUCUCACCCAAUGGGAAACUGGGAAUUGUCUCCAAGGGUGAUGAGAAUAUUAACGUCCUGGACCUUCACAGUGGGAAGCUGAGGCUUGUCCAUGCUGCUGGUAUAAUCUGGCGUCAGAAAUUAUCUAGAGAUGGACGUUAUCUAGUGUACGUCUGUUUCCGGAACUGUGAUGAAGAUGACGAUGCCGGUGUUGUGUCCAAUCUGAUAGUGAUGCGCCUUGCCGAUGGUAAGAGCAUUGGCACAUGCUCGCUUUACAAGACUCCCACCUUCCUGUCUCUCUCCCAGCGAGCACUAAACAUCAUCAUCGGCUUCGAAGACGGCAGCAUCGGCACUUACACUGUAGUGGAUCGUGUGGACGCUGCCCUCAAGAUAAAGAUAGCCACCUCCAACAGCCGACAGAUUGUCAACAACGCCUCGCAGAAGGUGCGGCCCAAAUGUGGCAACCAUUCCUUCAAGACCGUCGCCGACUGCAUUUGGAGGGAGUCGACAGAGGUGUUCUCCAGGGACAGCCCCAUCAAUGUGUCUGACUCCGGUGAAGGUGAGUCAACCACGCCUACAAAAAAGACUGAACUGCUGCAGUGAUAGGGGGAGAACAAAACAAAACAAAAAAGGCAGGUGGGAGUUAGGACAGGAGGGUGGAGAUAGAUGACAAAGUUUAGAAUCUCUGGGGUUGCAGUUGAUUCUUGUUUACAGCCACGUGAUUCAGCUGCAGAUGUCAGCCCUCUGGGUAGUUAAUGGGCCGACCAUUUUAACGCUGCACUCAAAUGAUGUAUUACUUCCAACUUAUGAUACAGUUUCUGUUUGUUUUACACAUGAAGACUGUUAGAAAAAUACUGUUUUUGAAAAGAAGAAAAAAUGUAAAAUCUGUGCGUUAUUAGUUUGCCAUUAUGUGUCCUUUUUGCAUUUGAAGAACAAAGUUAUUAUUCAAAUGUCUUGGUCAAACAUUUUCAAAGCCAUUCCAGUGAUCUUAGCCACUUUCAUUGUACAUUGUCUUUAUUUACAUUGUGCACAUUAAGCCAUAAUGUUGUUCUUGAAAGAGUAUAUUUAUGUUUGUAUUUACAUCAGUCGGUACUGUACAAAAUGGAAGAACUAUGAACAUAUGUACAUAUCUCUUUUUGGCUGCUGCAAUUUGUGCAACUCCUUAAAAAUGUUAUGUUGUGCUUAAUGCAAUCAAAGUGAGUGCCUGGAAAUUUAAAAUGUUCUUUAUGUGCAGAUUACAAGAUUUAUGAAAAUGCAGGGAAUUUGUAAACACAGUAUACACACAGUUACAUAAUACUUGCAUUGACGUUAAAUCUAAACGAUCAGUGCACUGAAAUCCAGUCAACAACACGAGAGAUAGAUGGCAUUGCUCUUUGUAAUGAUAGUUGUAGAAAUUUCUCAGAACAGUUUACGUAAAUUUGAUGUGAAUUUACCUGCGGUUCCAUCAGUUCAUGUGCUGUUGGUUUUAAGGGAAACACCACUAUUGAGCAUACAGUGUAGCAUAGCACCAUACACAUUCACGCCUUAACCAGUGUACUUGCUUUAGGUUUAGUGGAGUUUGUUCAAGUGUUCCAGUAGAAAAGGACAGAGUGAUUAGCCCAAUGUUUCACUGAAACAACUUGGCUGUGUGAAUAUAUUUAGAGGUUUAGACAGUAGGUGGAAGCACUUUAUGAGUGGUUUGUGAGAAAUUAAUAGAUUUAUUCAUAUAAAACGUUGUAUAAAUUGUUUAAAGUGGUCUAGAUUUGUCUUAAACUGGUAUUGGAUUUGCCUACAAAAAUACACAAGGCCAUCCAGGUACUUGCAGGCUACAGCUGACUCACUGAAAUGCUACAGUCUCUCUAUAUAUGCCUGGUAUCAGUAUAUCUGAACAAUUAACUGCAGAGACGGGCACAUUAGAAAUACAUGGGAUCAAAUAAGGGUCAAUAAGAUUUGUGCUGUUCGGACAUUCAGAAAAAAAUAAAAAUCAAAACUUGUGAUUGUAUAUCAGCUUCUGUAAACCUGUGAAGAAAUUGUUCUGUUGUCAGAAAACUUUGAAAAUGUCAAAAUUUGGGCACAAAUAAAAUGAACAGUCAGGCCACACUAAGAAAAAACUGCUUAUGUGAACGUCUGAGUCCAGAUUCAAAGCAGAAAACUGAAAUAACACAUGAACACACAUUUAAGUUACAGACAAAAUUUCCCUUUAAAUAUUCUUUUUUUAAAAAUUAACGUGUGCCUUCUGCUUUAAAUCUGUACUCAAGGAGCACCUUGGUGGCUGAAUUGUUACAGUGCAUGCCACAUUACUGCAACGUCCACAGUUCAAGUCUGGUCUGGGAACUUUACUGCAUGUUUCCUUUCUGCCUCUUUACUAUCAAAUGUCCAGUGAAGGCAAAAGAAAAAAAAGUCUUUAAAUAAAUAAAUCUGUACUCAGACGUUCACAAAACCAGUUAUUUUCUCUCAUUACUUUUGCCGAAUUUUAUUUAGACAUUCUCAAAUCUUUUCUUGCACAGUCGCAAACUUGAAUUUUUCUCGCAGAGUUUUGUCACAGGUUUACUCAAGUGAUGCACAAUGACAGAUUUUAAGAAUAUUUCAACAUCUCUUUUUGACCUUUAUCAUAUGUGAGCCCAUAGAUUCUGGCUGAUUAUGACUGAGGCUGAUACACACUACAAGCUGUUAAGAUCCGGUUCGCUGACAAUCUAAAGAGAAUAUUUGAAAAUCUAUGAGGUUGUACCUUGCAGGUAUCACGGUAGCUUUUUUAAAAAAAAAUAAAAGCAUGUCUGUAAUAACCCAAAACUUAAUUUGUGUUCUGCAACUUUGAGCUUGGAUGAGACCAAUCAUCUGCCAGGCAUGAUUGAAACAAAACCCCACACACCUACACCUUGACGUAUACUUUUUAAGGGCUAUUCCAUCUUAUUGUAUGUUUACUAGUUUUGAACUGUUGAGAUAAUGGCCCUUGGAUAAUUUCAAACCGGGUAGCAGCAUCAAGCUUUAAAAUACUUUUAAUCCCCCUACAGCUCAAGAGUUUCUCAAUUGAAAAAAGAUAUUCUAUCAUGUAAUUGCCAAAGUCCCAAUUAUAGUUUGUGUUUCAUUUUGUUGACUGUCUCAUUUGUUUUUGAGGCUUGUACUGUAAUUAUAUUGUUACCAAAUUGUUUCAGUGUUCUACUGUGAUUAUGUUAUGAUAGAGAAGACGUGCUAUCUUUGCUAAAAAGUUUAAAAAAGAGUCCUCUUAUGAAAUAUAUUGGAAUGCCAGUUUAAGAGUAUAUUUGAAUGUGUCCAUAUGGAAGCCAGUAAAUGGUAUUAUUGUAUGUUAAGUAACUUGAAUGACUUUUAAUAACUUACAUGUUUGCAACUCAUAGUUGACAUACUGGUAAUGAAUGUUUCUAUGGUAUUCUUUGUAUUGUCAGGACUGACUUACCUGUUUAGAGAUUUAUAUUUUCAUAAAUGUUGUACUUACAUUUUGUUACAGAGUUGUUUAACUGGAAUUCAAACAGAAAAGAAACUUAUGUCUGAAGCAAUAUGAAACUAGUGUGUAUGCAUUGUUUGUAUGAAACAUUUUAAUGUAAUAAAAUGGUUCACUUUUUGCCUCCA